AUGUCUUUGUCGUCCUCUGCAGACACCGACCAUCAGACCACCGCAGAUGACGUGAAUGUCCGAUACGGCCAUCAGUGCCGACAAUUGAGUGCCGAAGAGGUGGCCCGACUUGAGAGCCAUUCCUCAGUGGUCUCGGAGUUCAGACAAAACCGGUUGGAAAGGGAGGCGAAGAAGAAUUGGGACCUCUUUUACAAACGAAAUACAAACAAAUUCUUCAAAGACAGACAUUGGACUCAACGCGAGUUUGAAGAACUCAUGGCCUGCGAGGGCUCGGCUCAGGAGGACAGGGAUAUGUCGCUUCUGGAGGUGGGCUGUGGCGUCGGGAACACCGUUUGGCCACUCAUUGCACAGAAGACUAACUUCCGGUUCUAUGUCUGCGACUUCUCUCCCGUAGCCAUCGAUCUGUUCCGUCAGAACCCGCUCUUUGACGACAAGAAGUGCACGACUUUCGUGACGGACGUCACCGAAGAGGACGCCAUCCGAAGACAUUUGGGAUCAGACGUGCACUUGGAUUACGUGUCGUUGAUAUUCGUGUUGUCGGCCAUUAAUCCCAAGAAAAUGAGAACCGCUUUGAAUAAUAUCCAUCAGGUAUUCAAAGCAAUCAUUUAUGGCUUUUAUUAA
Messenger RNA from Oppiella nova, 621 nucleotides. The record is from the annotation of a GenBank genome assembly. Lineage: Eukaryota; Metazoa; Arthropoda; Arachnida; Sarcoptiformes; Oppiidae.